Oryzias melastigma (Indian medaka) is the source of this 1505-nucleotide messenger RNA. RefSeq names its product triadin. Gene Ontology annotation, cellular component: sarcoplasmic reticulum; membrane. NCBI's taxonomy places the organism in Eukaryota, Metazoa, Chordata, Actinopteri, Beloniformes, Adrianichthyidae. The coding region runs from base 853 to 1338 and encodes 161 amino acids. Gene Ontology annotation, molecular function: signaling receptor binding. The transcript has 7 exons. The record is from RefSeq and is a predicted model, not a curated record.
CAAACUGUCCAGUCCAAUGUGACCAGCAGCUGUUGUCAGUACCUCUAAUUAUAGCCUUCGCGCAGGCUCCCAGGGAAAGACUGGAGGUCAGGUUACACCUACUCAACGCUCUCGCACACAGGCACACAACAUACACACUAAUAUGUUCACGUUUUAUUUAUUAGCUAAGAAGAUGAAAAUAAUUUGAUAACUUUAACCUUUAAUUUGUUCAUUUUAAGUCAGUGCGAUAUCAUAAAAUAGGUUUUUGGACACUGGAAGAUGCUGCAUUUUCCUUUUUUUUUUUUUACAUAACAUAAUCUCAUUUUUGCAUUGAUUUUUACUUGUAUAACUAAAUUAAAGUUUUUCUUAAAGUUACAUAAUUAAAAACUCUGAUGCUAUUUCUGGCUGUCUCCACAUUUCAACAUUGAUUUAUAAUAAAUGUAUGCAUUUUUUUCUUAUAUAUAUGUAUUUGGUUGUUUAUAGAUGAGGUUUUCUUCCUCUUCGGUCUCAGCUGCUCCCAUUCCAAACUCGCUCCUCUUCAUCCCUCUAUUUUGGACUGUCAGAGGGGGCAGGGUGACUCAAAGAGUUGACCUCUUUCUGCCGUCCCUGCUUUCUUCUCCCUAUUUCAAGAUUAAACCUUUUUUGAUUUGAAAUCACCUCCAAAAGCUGCUCUUUUCCUCCCUGUGUGGAUAUUUUUUCAUGCGUUUUCAGACCUUCUGGAGUUGCCUUCUCUCAAUCAAGCGGAGCCCAAGACGGAUUUAACAAAGGAGUUCAUAUUUGUUUCUAUGGUAACUCUGCAUUUCCAGGACCUCUGAGGACCAAAGGGUUAUCAUUUAACGUCCACCAAACGCAAAGAUUAAGCUCUGUUCUUCCAUGAGCCAUCAGACCAGCAGUGGGGAGGCAGCCUCUCCGUCAAAGUCCAGUCAAAGGUCAUUCGUGGAGGAAGUCAUGUUAACCUUCAGCAACCCCAUGGCCUGGCUGCUGGUGGUGGCCCUGGUCAUCACAUGGUCAGCAGUGGCUGUUGUUUUGUUUGAUCUGCUUGACUACAAGACUCUAACCGACUACACAUCAUACUGUGACGACCCCGUGUGUUUAUCACCUGACAAUGUCAGACAUGGAAGAGCAGGUCUCCCACCUCCUUCUGCCAUUGCCAGAAAAGCUUUGAGGUCUAGAGUUGGGGCUCGGGUCGUAAAAUCAAGACCUGCUGAAAUCCACGGCGACUCGACAGCUCAAGAGGGAAAUGAUUGGCUGGACGUGAUGUGGACGUUCGUAACCGGUUUGGUAGCUCCUGAUGAGGAGGAGGAAGGUAUUCACCAGCUCACUGAAACCCUCACAUCUUUGCACUCAGAAGAGCUCUGAAGAAGCAGGAAAUGUGGACUGCAAUGAAGAAGAGAGAGUCUAAAAGGAAAGCGAAGGAUAUAAGAGGCAGAGAGACGGAGAUAUUAACAUUAUUACUCUAAUACCAUAUAAUAACAUUCUUUUUUUCUCUCAAUCUGUAAUUUGACCAAUAAAAUCUACCAAAUUGA